ACGUAUAGUAAAAUUUGAGGCCCGAUACAUUCAUGGCUCAUCAGGUGGUGCCUUUCAACUCUUGCAGCUGCGGUAUAGUUGCGGCACUAUUUACUUAUAUAUAAAUGAUAAUAUUGAUUUUGUAUUUUUUAGAUCAUACUAUUUAUUUAAUUGUUGUUGUGUUCAAGUUGUUAUUGUUUUUAUCGCUAUUUAAAUCACCAGUUUAGUAAUAUCGUCAUUAUUGAACUUGUAUAAUAUAAUAACAAUACAUACCUAUUGUUAUAAUUUUUUCAAAUUUAAAAAACAAUUAAAAUUAAUUUUUACAUUUAUUCGUUGUUGAUACUUUAUCAAUUUUUUCUAUAUUUCACGUAUUCAGGCAGGUAUUACCGAAGAUGACAAACAGUGGUCUUUAUUGAGUGAUCAGAGCCAAUUAGGUUAGUAUUAAUUUAAUAAUUGCAGUUAUUUUCUGGUCCCCAUUCGUCGUAGCCGAUUCACUAAGAGCUGAUAAAGUGCAGAAAAGGUUUCUGAAUUAUACCGGGUACCGUUUAAAGUUAAAACAUAUAGUUCAUUCACCUCACAAUUAUCAGCCUAUAAAUGAAAGGUUCUCUGUCUUAUAUCUCAGUCAUCUAGAUGUCAGACCCUUAGUUAUAAUUUUUUACGUAAAACAUAAAAAAAAAUUGAUUAAGUAUCAACAACGUACCUAUAAAUGUAAAAAUGCAUUUUAAUUGUUUUUGAAAUUUGAAAAAAUUAUAAGAAUAUGUAUUUCGAUAAUAUUUACCCGAUUUAUUUAUAAGAAUUGAAAGACAAGAAAUUUCACUUUUCUAUUAUCGAAAAGUAAAAGAAAAAUUAAUUAAAAUUAAUGGAGAAAUGGCAAAAAAAAAUAUAUAUAUACAAUGAAUCAAUUUUAUUAAAAAAUAAAGACAGGUUACAAGCAGUUUUAAAAUAUCAGAAAUACUAAAUGGAAAAGAAAACACAGAUGAAUUACCUGAAAAUUUGUGAUAAAGUAAUCUCAUAUGUAUGAAAAACUGUCCAGUUAACAUCGUUGACGUCGAACGUUCGUUUUCAGUGUACAAAAAUGUACUCACUUUCAAUUAAAAAAUAUCAAACAAUUUUUAAUUGUUCAAUGCAAUUUCCAAAGAAAAAUAAUAUUAAAAGAUAACACCAAAGAAAACUGAAACUUUUAACUGUUUUAUGUAUUAAUGCAUAUAAAUACUUAUUUUUAUACACACUUUAUAUUUAAAAUAAAAUAAAAUAAUUUAAUGAUAUAUUCAAGUGUAUAUAAUUUUUUUUAUGUAUAGUAUUUUCGUACAUAUUUGAUGAUAUUUUAAUUUGCGUGUAUAUUUUUAUGAUUUUCAAUGCAAUAAGCCCCAAUAAGUCAUCAUUUUUAGUAUAAUUAAUAAUAAUUAUUAUAAAAGGUAUAUUUAAUCCAUUUUAUGUAACUAUUUAACUUUUGAGCAAUAGAUAUCCAGAAUAUCCAGAAUCUUUUGAAACAUCUUGAUUUUAAUUUUUUUUGCUUACUGAAUUUAUGGAAUGAAAUAUUGACAACAAUUAAUCGCGUUAAUUUAGCUUUACAGAAGAAAAGUUUAACGAUUGAUAGCGCAACCAAAAUGGUUAAAGGUUUAAUUUUAUCAAUACAAACAAUGCGAAAUGAAGGAAUUGAUAAGGCAAUUGAAUUUGGUCAAAUUAUUGCUAAUGAUCUCGGUGUUAAAGCAAAUUUUUCUGAUAAACGAAAGAGAAAAGUAAAAAAAUUAGAUUUUGAAUUAAUUGAAGAUGAUUUGCAAGUUUUAUCUCAACAGAACGAAUUAAAAAAAGAUAUUUUUGAAGUGUAUGAUCGAAUUCUUACAGAAUUAUAUAAUCGAUUUGAAAAUAUGUCUGAAAUUAAUGAAAAUUUUGGAUUUUUGUAUGGUAGUAGCCUAAUGGACCACUCUAUGGAAUAUAUACAAAAAUGUGCAGCUGACUUAUCUUUAAAAUAUGAAACUGACUUAAAUUCUUCCGAUUUUAUCUCUGAAAUAAAAGAUUUUAAAUGUCAAGCAUUUUCUCUUUUACCUGACUUAAGAGCCGCAACACCAUUAGCCUUACUUCAAUUAAUUACAACAUAUUCUUUACGUGCUGAAUAUCCAAAUAUGGAAACAGCUUUACGCAUAUUCUUGACUUUACCAAUAACUGUGGCGACGUGUGAAAGAUCAUUCAGUAAGUUAAAGCUCAUAAAAAACUAUUUAAGGUCUACAAUGGGACAAGAACGAAUAUCCGAUAUGGCUAUUUUAUCCAUUGAACAUACGUUGGUAAAUACUUUGGAUAUAAACGAACUAAUUGAAGACUUUGCUGGGAAAAAAGCUAGAAAAAUUUCAAUUUAAAUGUUAGUUAUAAGUAAAAGCAAUAACCAAUAUUAUGUAUUUAUAUAUUUACUUAUGCUGUAUUAUAUUAUAUUUUAUUAUAUAUAUAUAUAUUAAUAUUAUACUUAUGAGUGUUAUUAUGUUAAGCUUAUUAUUUUUAAGUGCAUUUAUAUUUUAAAAAGUUAUUGGUUUUAAUAAAAUUAAAAAAAGCUCAUAUAAUUAUAAGGAAAUAACAUUAUUUAAAUAGUAUAUAUAAACAAUAUUCAAUUUUGAGUUUUUAAUAAAUAAAAAAAAAAUAUAUAUAUAAAGGCGCAUUUUUGAGUUUCGCCCCGGGUACAAUAUUUAGUUGCUACGGCACUGGAUAUCCUCUUAUUGUAAAACAGUUUGAAUAGUUUAAUAGUAUAAAUAGAUAAUACCUUAAAAAUAAUUAACGUGUUUUGAAAAUAGUAAAAGUUUUAUUUAUAAAAAAAUAGUCAGGAUUGUAUAUUCUUAAGAUUUUUUAACUUUAGAAUGAAAUACUUAAGAAGAGAAUUGUAUUACAUUUUUAAACCU
Molecule: messenger RNA, 2864 nt
Organism: Aphis gossypii (cotton aphid)
Lineage: Eukaryota; Metazoa; Arthropoda; Insecta; Hemiptera; Aphididae
Product: zinc finger MYM-type protein 1-like
Exons: 1
Coding region: 1587-2333 (248 amino acids)
Molecular function (GO): protein dimerization activity
Source: RefSeq, a predicted model, not a curated record